AUGCUGCUAGGGGCGUCGUGGCUGUGCUCCUCCAAGGCCGCCGCCGCCGCCGCCGAGAAGCGCGCCGCCGAGGAGAGGCGGCGGCGGCCGGCGGCGGCGGCGGCGGCGGCUGCUGGAGGGGGCGGCGGCGGCGGCGGCGGCGAGGGACCCCCGGCCGCCCCCUCCUCGCCCUCCCCCCCCUCCGCCGCGUCCGGCAUGGACGAGUCGUCGCUGCUGGACCUGCUGGAGUGCUCGGUGUGCCUGGAGCGGCUGGACACGACGGCCAAGGCGCUGCCCUGCCAGCACACCUUCUGCCGCCGCUGCCUGGAGCGCAUCGUCAGCUCCCGCCGCGAGCUGCGCUGCCCCGAGUGCCGCGUCCUGGUGGGCUGCGCCGUCGACCAGCUGCCCCACAACAUCCUCCUCGUCCGCCUGCUCGACGGCAUCCGGCAGCGGCCCCGCGCCCCGACGGCGGCAGGGGGGGCGGGCCACGGGGGCCACGGGGGCCACGGCGGGGGCGCCCCUGCCCCAGCAGCAGCAGCAGGAGGAGGAGGGACCCAGGCCCAUGCCCAUGCCGCCGCCGCCCCCCCGGGCUGCCACCCCGCCGCCUCUCCCAGCGCCGCCGCGGCAGCCGCCUCGGCCGCUGCCAGCCUCCGGGAGCUCGCCGCCGCCAGCCGCAGCGCCCCGCUCAAGAAUUCCUCUCAGCUUCCAUAUGCAAAGGCUCUGUAUGCUUAUGAGGGGAAAGAGCCAGGUGAUCUUAAGUUUAACAAAGGAGACCUUAUUAUAUUGCGACGAAAAGUGGAUGAGAAUUGGUAUCACGGGGAACUGAACGGAAAUCAUGGCUUUUUCCCAGCAAGCUACAUCCAGUGUAUCAAGCCACUUCCACCAGUUCCACCUCAAGGCAAAGCACUUUAUGACUUUGAAAUAAAGGACAAAGAUCAAGACAAGGACUGUCUAACCUUCACUAAGGAUGAAAUAUUGACGGUCAUCAGGAGAGUAGAUGAUAACUGGGCAGAAGGAAUGCUGGGAGAUAAGAUUGGGAUAUUCCCUAUUCUGUAUGUGGAGCUCAACGAAUCAGCUAAACAGCUUAUAGAGACGAACAAGACCAAUCUAGCUGCUGCAUCUGGCAAUGAUGUCUCUUUGCCUGCUGACAUUAACCUGGCAGUAAAUACAAGCCAGUGCUGUAUCUUGAACAGUGCCGGAGCAGUCAGUGCCAUUCAGAGGCAUAUCGAUGGCAAGAAGAACACCAAGAAGCGCCACUCAUUUACCGCUCUCAGUAUGACCCACAAAUCCUCCCAGGCCUUGAAUAACAGGCAUUCCAUGGAGAUUAGUGCCCCUGUCUUGAUAAGUUCGAGCGACCCCCGUGCUGCUGCCAGAAUUGGAGAUGUGGCUCAUCUCUCAUCCAGUGCUCCGGUCCAGGAUUCAACAUUAGCUGGAUCUGCAACCAUGGCCGGACCCAGAGCAAGCACCAUUAGUGGAGAUCAAGCCACACCACCAAAGGUCCAGCUACCUCUAAAUAUCUACCUGGCAUUAUAUGCCUAUAAGCCUCAGAAGACAGAUGAGCUGGAGCUUUGCAAGGGUGAAAUGUACCGCGUCACUGAGAAAUGUCAGGACGGCUGGUUCAAAGGGACAUCCUUGAGAAACGGCAACUCUGGAGUCUUUCCGGGCAAUUAUGUAACUCCUGUUUCCAGAGUCCCUUCAGGAGCUGGUCAGCCUAGGAACCUAGUAGGAGGGUCUCCCACAGCAAAAGGCUCUCUGGGAGCUGUUCACCCGGGAGGUCCAGCUCUUACAAAUUCUGCUACCAUUAUCAGACCUGCCGUCCCAAUAACAACCCCUCCCACUCAACCCCAGCUGCCAACAGCCUCCCCACAGAUGAAUAACUGCUCAAGGUAUUCUUCCCAACCAACGGUCAUCCAGGCUCGUGGUUCUGCACAAAUGGUUGUGCACCCUUCCGUCCAAGCACAAGACCGGCCCACAGCAACGGUCUCACCACUGAGAACCCAGAACUCUCCAUCCCGUCUCCCGGCCACUGUGGUCAGGCCACACUCCAUGGUGUCUCCACAGCACAUCCACCACUCCCCAGUGCACGUCAUCCCAGGGGCACAGUGUGCCAGACCCAUGAUUCCCCUGACUUCAGCAGCAGCAGCAAUUACGCCUCCCAACGUCACUGCCGUCAGUCUGAAUGGAGAUGCAGGAGGCGGGCCCAUCAGCAGCUUGGCAACCUGCAGCCCGACCAACACAGCCUGCAAAGCAGAGGAGAGGAAGAAUGAAAAGAAAGAAAAGAAAAGUGGACUUUUGAAACUUCUUGCAGGAGCUUCAACGAAAAAGAAAUCCCGUUCUCCUCCGUCCAUAUCCCCAACUCAUGACCCCCUGUCGGUGAUGGAGGGAAUGCUGCAGGGAGCGAUAGGACCUGAACUGUCUUCUCUGUCCAGCCAUGGAAGGGCAGGCUCGUGCCCCAUCGAAAGUGAAAUGCAAGGAGCAAUGGAGAUGGAACCGCUGCACAGAAAAACAGGCUCCUUGGAUUUGAAUUUUUCUGUCCCCUCUCCCAUAAGGCAGCCAGCUCCUUCGAUGGCAGCCAUCCACCCGGAGCCUAAGCCAUUAUCUCGAGAAAGGUAUCGUGUCGUGGUUCCGUACCCGCCUCAAAGUGAAGCUGAGAUUGAACUGAAAGAAGGUGACAUUGUGUUUGUCCAUAAGAAAAGAGAUGACGGCUGGUACAAGGGGACAUUACAACGAAACGGCAGGUCGGGCCUUUUCCCGGGAAGCUUUGUGGAGAGCUUUUGAGGGCCUGCGCUC
Molecule: messenger RNA, 2769 nt
Organism: Euleptes europaea (tarantolino)
Lineage: Eukaryota; Metazoa; Chordata; Lepidosauria; Squamata; Sphaerodactylidae
Gene: SH3RF3
Product: SH3 domain containing ring finger 3
Exons: 10
Coding region: 1-2757 (918 amino acids)
Molecular function (GO): protein binding; metal ion binding
Source: RefSeq, a predicted model, not a curated record